Triplophysa rosa is the source of this 4340-nucleotide messenger RNA. RefSeq names its product glutamate receptor, metabotropic 2a (gene grm2a). Gene Ontology annotation, cellular component: membrane. Gene Ontology annotation, biological process: G protein-coupled glutamate receptor signaling pathway; regulation of synaptic transmission, glutamatergic. NCBI's taxonomy places the organism in Eukaryota, Metazoa, Chordata, Actinopteri, Cypriniformes, Nemacheilidae. The transcript has 6 exons. The coding region runs from base 830 to 3493 and encodes 887 amino acids. The record is from RefSeq and is a predicted model, not a curated record. Gene Ontology annotation, molecular function: group II metabotropic glutamate receptor activity.
UUAAACAAAAACCGAACCAAGCUGACGCCUUGCUGCACAUUUACCUAUGUUGUUGCUCUCAGAGCAAAUGGUGCAGAUUGGUUUUAAUCCAAGUUUUUGUCUGGACUCUUCAUAGUUCAUCAUAGCGCGAUUAUACAAUCGGAGAUCGUUUCUGUUUUCGCGUUUGUAGAUUGCACUUUCUGUCACUGGAAGAGCAUAUAGCAUAUAGAAAAGCAUCUAGAGUGCAUGCUCUUCCUUAGUCGAAGGAUUAGCGUUUAAAACUAAGUGCACAAAGUGAUAGGACCGAAUAUGUAAUACUUUAAAAACUUCGCGGGUGUUUGAACUUCGAGUGUUCUUUAUCAUUUUAAGGUAAUUAAGUCAAGUGCUGAAAAUCUUAAGGAAUCCAAUGACGCGCCCGGUGCCUUUUCAGCACCACGGACAGUUCCAGACGCGCACAGCGUCUCAGAGGCGCGCGCUCAUCACUAACUUCACCCAAUGAAUGAAACGUCUACUGCUGGAAUUCAGUCACAUUUCAAAAACAGCAACAGAGUAAAACGAAAGUCUCAAGGAUACGAAGAAAAUACACGGACUUUAUAACCUUUUGUCUUUAAAGGUAUCUGCUUGGAAUUUGUCGAUGUGAGGUGAACACGGACAGGACAGAGCAGAUCGUGAUCACUAACCAGCGGGAGAUGGAAAUGACACUCGAGUUUGCCCACUCCUGCUUACAAGCACACUGAAAAUACUGAAGUCUUCCCUCAGCACGUCACAAGCACUAAUCCUUUCCAGCAAGCGAAAGGACCAGCGUCUGCUUAACAGGUAUUGACCUGUAAAGCAGAGACCUUUGCACACCAUGGCCCACAGGUUAGCUCAUUUUAGAGGUCACGGCCCAUCGUGGCCCCUUCAUCUCACUCUACUGUUGCUUCUAUUGGCCAGGACACCUCAAGCUUUGGCUGUCCCUGGUUACAACACUGACAUUUCCAAGAAGGAGAUCAUAAUAGAAGGUGACUUAGUGAUCGGAGGCCUGUUUCCUGUUCACCAAAAGGGAGAAGGGGCUCAGGACUGUGGCCGUAUCAAUGCCCAGAGAGGGAUUCAGAGACUGGAGGCAAUGCUGCUAGCCCUGGACGAGAUCAAUCGAGAUGAACAAAUUUUGCCCGGGGUCACUUUAGGUGCCCACAUUUUGGACACUUGCUCUAAAGACACAUAUGCGCUUGAGCAGUCGCUAGAGUUCGUGCGCGCAUCGCUGACGAAAGUCGACGAUAGCGAGUACACGUGCCCGGAUGGAUCCUAUGCUAUCCAUGAUGACGUUCCGCUCGCUAUAUCGGGAGUGAUCGGAGGUUCCUACAGUGAUGUGUCCAUACAGGUGGCCAACCUCCUGCGUCUUUUCCAAAUCCCUCAGAUCAGCUACGCCUCGACCAGCGCAAAACUGAGCGACAAAUCCCGCUAUGAUUAUUUUGCACGAACCGUGCCGCCCGACUUCUACCAGGCCAAAGCCAUGGCUGAAAUCCUGCGCUAUCUCAACUGGACGUACGUCUCCACCGUGGCCUCAGAGGGCGAUUAUGGCGAGACGGGCAUCGACGCCUUUCAGCAGGAGGCUCGAGCUCUGCAAAUCUGUAUCGCCACUUCGGCCAAGGUCAGCCGCUCCAUGGACCGCUAUGGUUACGAUGGGGUCAUCAGAUCUCUGCUGCAGAAGUCCAACGCUAAAGUAGUGGUCCUCUUCACUAGAAGCGAAGACGCCAGGGAGCUCCUGGUUGCUGCGAAGCGCAUGAAUGUCUCUUUUAUCUGGGUGGCCAGCGAUGGAUGGGGAGCGCAGGAGAGCGUGGUGAGAGGAAGCGAGAGCGUGGCAGAUGGAGCUUUUACUAUUGAGUUGGCGUCCUACGCCAUCCCAGACUUUACCUCGUACUUUACGAACCUCAAUCCAUACAACAACACGCGGAACCCCUGGUUCAGAGAAUUCUGGGAAAAUCGCUUUCAGUGCAGUCUGCACGACAUCGGCUGCGGGAAGCAUUCGCUCCGAGAUGGCAAAUUCGAGCAGGAGUCCAAGAUCAUGUUUGUGGUUAACGCUGUGUACGCCAUGGCCCACGCCUUGCAUAACAUGAGACAGGCGGUGUGUUUGAAUAACACAAAAAUCUGCAGCGCCAUGAAACCAGUCAAUGGGAAGAAGCUGUACAAGGACUUUAUCUUGAAGACAAAGUUUGAUGCUCCGUUUCGGCCUGCUGAUACAGAGAAUGCCAUUCACUUUGACACCUAUGGAGACAGCCUGGGUCGCUACAACAUCUUCCAUUAUCACAAAGAGAACGGCGAGUAUGUGUAUCGAAAAGUGGGGUACUGGGCUCAGAGUCUGAGUCUGAACACGAGCUCCAUUCCAUGGGAAAGCCAAGAGGCGCCCACCUCCCAAUGCAGUGACCCUUGCAGGAAAAAUGAAAUAAAGAGCAUGCAGCCCGGAGACGUCUGCUGCUGGAUAUGCAUUCCUUGCCAGCCGUUUCAAUACCUCCAGGACGAAUUCACCUGUGCGGUUUGCGGUUUCGGAGAGUGGCCUUUAGAUAAUCUGACGGGUUGUUAUGACCUACCCGAGGAGUACAUUCACUGGCAGGACGCCUGGGCUAUUGGACCGGUCACCAUCGCAUGCCUCGGGAUCCUCUGCACGCUCUUCGUGAUCGGCCUCUUCCUAAAGCACAACGAGACUCCGGUGGUGAAAGCCAGCGGACGUGAACUGUCCUACAUUCUUCUGCUGGGUGUCCUGCUUUGUUACUCCAUAACCUUCAUCUAUAUCAGCAAACCCUCGGCCGUGGUGUGCACGUUACGACGGCUCGGCCUGGGCACGUCCUUCGCCGUUUGCUACUCCGCAUUGUUGACCAAGACCAAUCGCAUCGCUCGAAUAUUCAACGGCGUUAAAGACGGAGCACAGAGGCCACGAUUCAUCAGCCCCGCCCCUCAGGUGGCCAUCUGUGCUGCUCUGAUCUCCUGUCAGCUGCUGGUAGUGGUGGUCUGGCUUCUGGUUGAGGCUCCGGGGGUGAGAAAGGAGGUCAAUCCCGAGAAAAGAGACGUGGUGACGCUGAAGUGCAACAGCAAGGAUUCGAGCAUGCUGUUGUCUUUAACAUACAACUGCAUCCUUAUCAUCCUUUGUACCUUUUACGCCUUUAAGACUAGAAAGUGCCCAGAGAACUUCAAUGAGGCCAAGUUUAUCGGCUUCACCAUGUACACCACGUGCAUAAUCUGGCUGGCUUUCCAGCCCAUCUUCUAUGUUACCGCCAGUGACUACAGGGUACAGACCACUACCAUGUGCAUCUCUGUGAGUCUGAGUGGCUCAGUAGUGCUGGGCUGCCUCUUCGCUCCCAAGAUCCACAUCAUCCUCUUCCAGCCCCAGAAGAAUGUCACCACACACAGAGUGGCCACCACCCGAUUCAGUGUGACCACUGGUCCUGGCUCUAGCUUCUCCCAAGCCUCAGCCUCCAACAUUGUGCCUACGGUAUGUAAUGGCAGAGAGGUAGUGGACUCGACUACAUCUUCACUCUAAGAAACCUGUUUGUUUGGCAAAUGUGGUAUACAGAUAAAUCACUAGUAGUCAUGAAAACAAGUGUUUGCUAAUGUUGAGGAGGCUAUUCAGAAUAAAGGUUGCCUGUUAUGUUGUUCUCAACGUGCUGUGAGUACAAUAUCCCAUUUUGUUUCUCUCUCGUCUCUCUAUCUCUGACUUGUUAGAUAAUAUCAGUGGGAUGCCAGUUUAAAUUCUGUAUACCAGUUCUUUUUAUGGAAACAAAAUAAUGAAGUAUUGUUUGAGAUAUGGAGUUAAAAUGUAGUAAAUCUGUUUAAAGUAUUAUGUACAGGUUGUUUUUAAUGUAGAUUUAUGGUGAUUCUGGUUUGUGCUCUAUACUGUAAUUUAUGUAAAUAAAUUUAUGUAAAAUGUGUUUUAUAUGAAUAUGAGGAGUCCUGGUUGAUUUCACUUUUGGUGUCCCUUUGAUUCUUUUAUGGCAGGUAUAUUCUUUUGAUUUUCUACAAAUGCAUUCUUGGGUUUAGAUGAAUACUUCACAGUUACUUCUACUACUCAGCUGCUUGGCCCUUUUUUAGGUAGUAGCCUACUAUUAAAGUUUGGGUUCAAGCAGUGUUUGGACAGAGUUAUAUGCACAACAUCAAGCACUACAAAAACAUCAACUUUUUUAGACAUGUAUCCAUUUUCUUGCAAGCAAAUACAAUGCAAACACAUUUGCAAAUUAACUACACAUGGGCAAUGGCACCGAACAAAAAUUUAUUGUACAUUGUCUCCCUCUAGAGGAUAUAAAUACUCAUUACGUUUUAUUAAAUAAAAUGAUGUUGUACCACAGGUGACAAAUAAACGUGCCAUAAAUUAUUCUUACAUUCUUUCUUGU